GGGGUGUCGUGUCCCCCCUUUCCCAGGUGCUGGACCCGGCGUUCCGGGGACCCUUCGGGAACGUCAACCGGUGGUUCCUCACCUGCCUCAACCAGCCCCAGUUCAAGGCUGUACUGGGAGAGGUCCAGUUGUGCCAGAGGAUGGCCCAGUUCGAUGCCAAGAAGUUUGCGGAGACACAGGCCCGGAAGGAGGACAAACCCCCCCGCAAGGAGAAGGAGAAGGAGCCCCCCAAGAAGGAGAAACCCCCCAGGAAGGAGGAGAAGCGGCCGGAGGCCGAGGAGGAGCUGGAUGAGUGUGAGCAGGUCCUGGCAGCCGAGCCCAAGGCCAAGGACCCCUUUGCCCACCUGCCCAAGAGGUGAGGGGGCAUCUGGGGGAGGGGGUUGGGGG
Messenger RNA from Neopelma chrysocephalum (saffron-crested tyrant-manakin), 387 nucleotides. RefSeq names its product eukaryotic translation elongation factor 1 gamma (gene EEF1G). The transcript is spliced from 2 exons. Gene Ontology annotation, cellular component: nucleus; cytoplasm. The annotation marks the transcript as partial. Gene Ontology annotation, biological process: translational elongation. Lineage: Eukaryota; Metazoa; Chordata; Aves; Passeriformes; Pipridae. The record is from RefSeq and is a predicted model, not a curated record.